This is a messenger RNA of Oppiella nova, 1230 nucleotides long. Lineage: Eukaryota; Metazoa; Arthropoda; Arachnida; Sarcoptiformes; Oppiidae. The record is from the annotation of a GenBank genome assembly.
AUGUCUCAAAUCUAUGCGAAAGACUCUUUGGACAGAUUUGGUGACGAUUUGUGUCAACACUUAUUGAGUUAUCUGUCAUUUGAGGACCGAUUCAGAUAUGAAUGUCUGUCCAAACAGUGGCAACGAUGCGUAUAUGAGACACAAACCCGGCUCACAAUUACCCGCAAAUUAUGCGAUAAACUGAAUAUUAACUCUCAAAUUGAGUCAAUGCUUCAAAAGUUACCAAACAUUACGGACAUUGUAUGCGAGGACUACGAGUCUAACCGGAUGUUUGAAGUGAUAAUCAAAUAUUGCUGUCAUUUAAAGGCUAUUAACGUGUGGUUUGUAAAUGACAUUAAUAUCGACACGAUUGAGGCAUUCAUAGCAAAGUUUGCCAAACAGUUGAAUGCAAUUGCGAUACACCGGCGCUCACCGAACACACGCAAUACAAUCGCCAAAUCAUACGGAUAUAUAACAUAUCCUAAAGCCAAUCAUUACCUCCAUUUGAACGGACAUUUGCAAUUAUUACUGAAUCCGAGUCCAUUGCACCCAUACCUACAUCAAGUGGGCAUUGAUUACAACGUCUACAAUAGUCCACACUUCACGGCAUUUGUCGCAAACUAUGUACACGUUUUGCAAUCACUUUAUCUGAGAACAGGAUUUAUUUCUACUGAUAAUGAAUUGAAAGCAUUAAUCAAUGAUAUAUCGCGACUGCAAUCACUACGGGAUCUGCACAUAGAGUUUAGUGAACUGGUUGACCCAGAACCUCAAUCGGAUACUGACUCGGAAUAUGAGCAGGACAUGGAUGCCAAUAACAAUCACGCAAACCUGGUCGUACACCCUGGCCAAGGGUUUAACGCGGAGUUAAAUCCGGAGCUCAACCAACAUAUUAACCCACAAUUGGCUGAAACCGAUAACUAUUGGUUUCCCAAAGUAAUCGCCGGUUUGACACAAAUCGGACUCAAUUUGCGACAUUUGAAACGCCUGUCCCUUAAUUUCUACACAGAUGUCAAUGACUGUAUAAUAAAGGGCUCGGAGUAUAAGCAACUCAUGCACUGUAUUCGCCAUAACUAUAAACGUUUGACACGUUUGGAGAUUUGUUUUAAUAAUAGCGAGGAAUUGGUUUUACCGCCGAUUGGUUUCACUUGUGGUCAACAGUGGAAACGUAUCACACAUUUAACGCUGGACUGUAUGGCCGACGUCCAAGUGAUCGCGGAUAUCGUGAACUGCUUUCCAAACUUACAGUACUUA